UAAUGCGUUUGAAAAGGUGAAAUGUUAUAUGGUACGUUAUGAAGUGUCGUUGUAUUAUUGCCCUUCAUCAUUGCAGAUGGAAACAUUCAAAUUUCCCACUCAAAAUCACAGCCAUCAGUCAUUUUUUUUUCCUUAUUAUUUGCUAUUUUGGCAUUUACAAAGCUUCUUUUCAUAACUGCUGAUGAGCAGUUUUAUUUCAGUACGCCUUAUAUUAACAUGCUAAAUCAACAUAUUUUUUUUGGAAAUUCAGAAGGAGAAGGGAUCGAUUGAAGUCUUCCGGGAAAGCCCCGGAAAAUCUUACCUUUCGUUGGCAAAUCCUUCAUUUGCUUUUCAAUAUGCUCUACGACCAAGAACUUCCGAAUUGUACCAUUCGAUUUUUCAUGAGGACCCUUAUACAAAAUUUUAGUUCUUAACAAGUGAUUUUGAUCAGAAAUUGCAAUCGCUGAUAAGAGAAAGUUAUGGUAUCAAUCCAAGUAUCGGAUACAAUGCCAGAGUAACGUCGCUCAUUGAUAGACUACAGUUUAAUGAGCAGUGUUGUGGUUCAGUGGAUUACAGGGAUUGGAGCAACAGUCGAUGGCGUACAUCAUACUGGACAGGUGUUGAAUUAAUUCAACAGCAACUACAGUUUGGUUUUGAUAUAGUACCAAAUACAUGCUGUGUACAGUUGACUGGUGCAACAUCGAUGAAUCCCGUUGCCCGAAGUUCAGCACGUUGUCAGCAGUUUCAAGCUAAUAAAUUAUGGAGACAUCAAACGGGUUGUCACGAAAAGCUAUUAGGCUAUCUAACUGCCCAGACGAUCAUAUUUGUCUCGGUUGGUAUAUCAUUUGCAGCAUUUCAGCUCAUUGGAAUUUACAUUGCCUUAUCGUUAUCACAGCGUGUGCAUGGGAGUAGUUGGCAUUACCAACAUAUAAACUUGAAAGCAAUUGAAACAACGGUAAGAUCUGCAUUAGAAAGAGGCAUGAAAGCAUGGAAGAAGUUAAGAUUUGGUAGUAUGGCUAGAAAAAGCAAGAAAAAUCGCAAAAAAGUAAAGAAGGGCAAAAGCAAAAGCGCCGCUGUUGCGCAGACAUUACCAGCGGAUUUAUGGAAACGAGUUGAAUCACGGCCUAUGAGCAACCCCAAUUUGUUAUGGAGUAACUCCAGAAUCGAAAAUAUCAGCAGAACACCAGGAGGAAGCGUUAAUUGUAAUGAAACAUCGGCCGAAUAUGCAAAGCUAAAGGAGUGUAGGUUAUCAGCGGCUUACUAUCAUUGUAAAGGUGAUCAAAAAUUUCUGGAACAAGAUUUUCAUGGAGCUUAUGCUGAUUUUUUAUGUGCAAUGAAGAUAUUAGGGGAGCACGGGAAUAUAACAGAUGAAUUUGGGAGAGAUAUGAAAAUACUGCGAGUGUAUCAGGAUAAAUGCUGCAUCUGUUUCUGGAUACUCUAUACAAUGGAAAGAAAUCAAAGUCUUCUUACGAAAUGUUUUGAAUGCUACGACCAGCUGAUUGAGAAUGAUCCAGCUCAUGCUUUUUGGUACAAAAGACGAGCAGUUCUUCUACGCGAUGAAUGUCAUAACUAUAAAUUAGCUUAUAAAGAUUUUGUGUUAUUUACUGCACUGAUGAAGGAGUACCGUUUGACAGUGGCAAAGGAGGAAGUGAGCGAUACCAUUUAUUGUUUUCAUGAAACAGUGAAGAUGGCAUGGUCGUUAGAAAAGGAGAAACAGAGGGCUAAAAAGCCCUUCCUAACUUCGGAUUGGAUAAAUUUAUGGGCUUUAUGUCCAUGUGACGAUAUACUACUCGAAGACUUAUUAUCUGUUCGUGAAGAAGACAGAAAUCCUCUGAAUAAAUCUACACUCGUUGAAAGUGCUUAUAAGGAUGCUUUGAAACAAACGGCUCGAGGAUAUCACAGUAUGGUUGUUGAUACACUACGUGAUGCAUAUGCAGAAGGCCAAGGGAUCUAUAGAUCUGAAGCAUUUUUGCUGCUCUCGUUAAUUUAUUCGCAAAUUGAUGACAAUGAGGUUGAUUAUUAUUUGGAUACUUUCAUAGUCCUUUGGGAAGUUGAUCAAUACAAGGUGCCAAUUCCUCGACGAAAGCAAAUUUUUAUGCGAUACAUGAGCUUAGCGCGUGCUCUGUCACCAUCACCUUUUGAGAAUCUCGACUUAUCCAUGUUUUCAUCCAAAGAACAAGCACAGUUUUAUACACAAACAGCACUCACAAUAAUCUUACGCUUGCAACUUUUGGGAGGUACGCUAGAAGAUAGGGUGGAGACGAAUGCAUCGAAUUUGGUCAAGUUGGAGAACAUCGAAAACUUAUGUGAUCGAGCCAUUAAGGCUGACAGGCUGUCGUUGCACACUGGCAUGCUAAGAGAAUAUACGGUGCUGGAGAUAGCACUAAUUGAUGGUGUAAACAAGCAUUCCACCUGCACACUUGCUUCACUUAAAGAAUACAUUGAAGCUCAUUUUAUUAAUCGAGAUAUUAAUGAAGCGAUAAAAUAUGGCAUGGAAUUGGAGAAAGAUUUGCUAUUUCCUGGUUUAAUUGCAUCUUUUCUUCUGUAA
This is a messenger RNA of Loa loa (African eye worm), 2527 nucleotides long. RefSeq lists its product as hypothetical. The coding region runs from base 683 to 2527 and encodes 614 amino acids. Lineage: Eukaryota; Metazoa; Nematoda; Chromadorea; Rhabditida; Onchocercidae. The transcript is spliced from 15 exons. The record is from RefSeq and is a predicted model, not a curated record.